This is a messenger RNA of Pelmatolapia mariae (spotted tilapia), 2982 nucleotides long. Its product is annotated as tyrosine-protein kinase CSK. The coding region runs from base 348 to 1700 and encodes 450 amino acids. Gene Ontology annotation, molecular function: non-membrane spanning protein tyrosine kinase activity; ATP binding; protein binding. Gene Ontology annotation, biological process: protein phosphorylation; adherens junction organization; regulation of Fc receptor mediated stimulatory signaling pathway. Lineage: Eukaryota; Metazoa; Chordata; Actinopteri; Cichliformes; Cichlidae. The record is from RefSeq and is a predicted model, not a curated record. The transcript is spliced from 14 exons.
UACAAAGCUCCAUACACACACACACACACACACAAAUACAUAAGCAUACACACAUAUGCGGUCUCAGCACAGACAACAGCCGUCAAAUCGAAGCAGUGUUUGGAAUAGUGUAAUCUUAACACCGCAACACCUGGAUGCCCCCCAACCGCAGGAAUCAUUCUAAUGGGUGUUCAUCGCUGAACUGCAGCAGCAUAUGGUCGACAGCACAGUGGUAUCUUUUGGAGUUCUCCCCAGAUACUCUGACUUCCUCCAACAGUCCAAAGGCAUCCAUGGGUUAGCUCUCAUGGUACUAGCUGAACAGUGACCGCUACCUGCCUGAGGACACCUGCUGCCAAAUUCCCUUCAUCAUGUCUGGGAUCCAUGUACCAUGGUCGACUGGCACAGAGUGUGUAGCCAAGUAUAACUUUCAGACUGCCAAUGAACAGGACUUACCCUUCUGUAAAGGAGAUGUACUGACCAUCAUCGGAGUCACCAGGGAUCCAAACUGGUACAGAGCAAGGAACCAGGUGGGCAGAGAGGGCACCAUCCCAGCUAACUAUGUCCAGAAAAGGGAAGGCGUCAAGUCAGGAGGGAAACUCAGUCUUAUGCCCUGGUUUCAUGGGAAGAUAACUCGGGAGCAGGCCGAGCGGCUCCUCUACCCUCCAGAGACGGGUUUAUUCCUGGUGAGGGAAAGCACCAACUAUCCUGGAGAUUACACCCUGUGUGUCAGCUGUGAUGGCAAGGUGGAGCACUACCGCAUCAUCUACCACAAUGGCAAACUCACCAUCGACGAGGAGGAGUAUUUUGAGAACCUCAUGCAGCUGGUGGAGCACUACACCAAAGACGCUGAUGGCCUUUGUACCAGACUGAUUAAACCCAAGUUGAUGGAGGGAACAGUGGCAGCGCAAGACGAAUUCUCUAGGAGUGGCUGGGCAUUGAACAGAAAAGAGUUGAAACUCCUCCAGACCAUUGGCAAAGGGGAGUUUGGGGAUGUGAUGGUAGGAGACUACAGAGGGACCAAGGUGGCGGUCAAGUGCAUCAAAAAUGAUGCUACAGCACAGGCUUUCAUCGCUGAGGCUUCUGUCAUGACGCAACUGAGGCACAACAACCUGGUGCAGUUGCUAGGGGUAAUCGUGGAGGAGAGGGGCAGUCUCUACAUCGUCACAGAAUACAUGGCUAAGGGCAGCCUAGUGGACUACCUGCGCUCUCGAGGGCGGACUGUUCUCGGUGGAGACUGCUUACUCAAGUUCUCACUUGACGUGUGUGAAGCUAUGGAGUACCUGGAGGCCAAUAACUUCGUCCACAGAGACCUGGCGGCUCGCAAUGUGCUGGUUUCUGACGAUAACAUCGCCAAGGUCAGCGACUUCGGCCUCACCAAGGAGGCAUCCUCCAUACAGGACACUGCCAAGCUGCCCGUCAAAUGGACAUCCCCAGAAGCACUAAGAGAGAAGAGGUUUUCCACUAAGUCAGACGUUUGGAGUUAUGGGAUCCUACUGUGGGAGAUCUACUCCUUUGGGCGUGUGCCUUAUCCUAGAAUUCCGUUGAAAGAAGUGGUGCCUCGGGUAGAGAAAGGGUACAAGAUGGACGCCCCAGACGGCUGCCCCGCCGUGGUGUACGACCUGAUGAAGCAGUGCUGGACCUUGGAUCCCGUGAUGCGGCCCUCCUUCCGCAUGCUGAGGGAGAAGCUGCAGCAUAUCAGAGCCAAGGAGCUCUACCUGUGAAGAGGAGGCGCUUGUGGGGGGUACCGGGGGAAGAGGACGGGGGCGAGAUGCAGCCCAGCACAGCUGUAAAGUGGGAGGAGGAGCAGGAGAAGGAGAAGCGGGACCACAGCACUUUCCUCCUGCCUGCCAAGCCUCUUGACCUGUGAGACUGCUACGCUGUGCCCCCUCCCCCGACCUCCACCGUCCACCAGCCGUCCUCUGCUUUCACACUAGGACUGUUUUCCUGUUCGUGUUGUAUAGCUUUUGCCAGACAAUUUCCUCUUCUCUCGAUGGGCCGCUCCUCUUUCCUCCUCCUACACCUGCCACUGCUCACUCACUCUCCCUUCUCUUUGUCACUUGGUCCAAAUUGCUCUUCUUCUUCUAUGUGAAAGUUCCCUUUUCUUUCUUUGUAUUUCCUCCCCUCCUCCUCCUCUCCUGAACAUGGCAUUAACUGGAGGGGAGGCUGGCCUUUUCCUCCACGUUUGUCAGGUGCUCUUUUCUUCUCCAGUCCACCCCACUCGAUCAUUCCCAAAUUCUCAUAUCACCAUGUGGCUUUGCAUGCCUUUCAGCCCAACUCUGUCAUUCCUUCCUUGCAUCCCUCCUUGCUUUCCUUCGGCCUUGUUGUCAGGUGUGGGGCCUUCGCUCUGUGCCAAAGUGCCUCCAGUCUACAGAGCUCCAGACUUCCCUCUAACACUUCUUUUGAUUGGACUGUUAUGGUUUCAAUUUUUAUUUUUUAAACAAAAUCUUUUUUAUUGCUUUCUUUGUUCCAGAGGUUAUUAAACUGUUUUGUUUUUUUAAGUGGCAUCUCCUUCACCUCCACCAUCUUUACAUCAGACUUUUUUUUUUUUGGUUUUUGUUUUGUUAAUCCAAGCGUCCAUGAAGAGCACGAGAAUAGGAAGUGAGGAGACUUGGGGGGGCCAGUGUCAUGUUCAUCCUUCCUUAAAGACCGCCCAGAGGAGCGGUAGGUGGGUGGUUGGGUGGCAGGGCAAUAACAGGAGAAGAAGGGGGAGAGGCAGUUCACAAACAUGGUUGAUUCAUCAUACGUGGGCUUGUUUUUAUAUCAAAAUAUAUUUAAAGGAUUAAAAAAAAAGAACAAGGAAAAACUGACUUGGACAGAGUUAAAAAAGGACGAUUUUCAGAAGCCAGGAGCAACUUGCCGUUAGGGAUGUUCAGUGUCUCUGUGAAUGCUAGGGUCGGGGUGGUGCAUGCUGUGUGUGAGAGGCCUUGGGUUCAACUGUCAGUGCUUUCAAUGUUCAUUGUUUUAUUAUGCUAUCAUAAUUAUGAAUAAAUCAUUCCAUCUGAA